Galeopterus variegatus (Sunda flying lemur) is the source of this 3002-nucleotide messenger RNA. It is a transcript of the gene BYSL, whose product is annotated as bystin-like. Lineage: Eukaryota; Metazoa; Chordata; Mammalia; Dermoptera; Cynocephalidae. Gene Ontology annotation, biological process: rRNA processing. The record is from RefSeq and is a predicted model, not a curated record. Gene Ontology annotation, cellular component: cytoplasm; preribosome, small subunit precursor; nucleolus. The coding region runs from base 332 to 1645 and encodes 437 amino acids. Gene Ontology annotation, molecular function: snoRNA binding. The transcript is spliced from 7 exons.
GAUACCCGCCCCCAGCUUGGUAGCUGCGAAAAUUCCCGUUUGGCUGGGCACCCCAGGCCUAGAUCCAUGAAGCUAGGAAGUCAUGUCUCGGACUGCCACCAUGUAGAGGAGCCAGCGACAAAGGCUAUGAACUUAUUCGGGAGUCUAGCUCCAGGAACCGGGUGCUCUUUUAGGAGUGGGGCUGCGCUGGCGGCACUUCUGUCCUCCGAACGCCAGGGGUCGCUGUGAUCGCUGUGUGGCCUCUUGGGAACCGGGAGCUCAGUGCGCAAGCGCAUUCUGGGCUUGUCCCCGUCCCCACGUGUGAAACUUCUCGGCAAAUUUUUGGUGAAAAAUGCCCAAAUUCAAGGCGGCCCGUGGAGCCGGGGGUCAGGAAAAACAUGUGCCCCUGGCCGACCAGAUUCUGGCGGGGAACGCGGUGCGGGCGGGGACCCGAGAAAAGCGGCGGGGUCGUGGAACCGGAGAAGAGGAGGAAGAGUAUGUGGGGCCCCGGCUGAGCCGGCGGAUCUUGCAGCAAGCGCGACAGCAACAGGAGGAUCUCGAGGCCGAACAUGGGACUGGGGGCAGGUCCGCCGCGCCGCGGGAGCGCACCACGCGUUUGGGCCCAGGAGUGCCUCAGGAUGGAUCAGAUGACGAAGACGAGGAGUGGCCCACCCUGGAGAAGGCUGCCAUAAUGAAAGGGGCAGACCACCAUGCAGAGGUGGUCGUGGACCCUGAGGAUGAACGUGCCAUUGAGAUGUUCAUGAACAAGAACCCUCCUGCAAGGCGCACCCUGGCUGACAUCAUCAUGGAGAAGCUGACUGAGAAGCAGACAGAGGUUGAGACGGUCAUGUCAGAGGUGUCAGGUUUCCCUAUGCCCCAGCUGGACCCCCGGGUCCUGGAUGUCUACAGAGGAGUCCGGGAGGUGUUAUCUAAGUACCGCAGUGGGAAACUGCCCAAGGCAUUUAAGAUCAUCCCUGCACUCUCCAACUGGGAGCAAAUUCUCUAUAUCACAGAGCCUGAGGCCUGGACUGCUGCUGCUAUGUACCAGGCCACCAGGAUUUUUGCCUCUAACCUGAGGGAACGCAUGGCCCAGCGCUUCUACAACCUUGUCCUGCUUCCCCGGGUACGAGAUGACAUUGCCGAAUACAAGCGACUCAACUUCCAUCUCUACAUGGCACUCAAGAAGGCCCUGUUCAAGCCUGGAGCCUGGUUCAAAGGGAUCCUGAUCCCAUUGUGUGAGUCGGGCACUUGUACCCUCCGGGAAGCCAUCAUCGUGGGUAGCAUUAUCACCAAGUGCUCCAUCCCUGUGCUGCACUCCAGUGCAGCCAUGCUGAAAAUUGCUGAGAUGGAAUACAGUGGUGCCAACAGCAUCUUCCUACGACUGCUGCUGGAUAAGAAGUAUGCACUGCCGUACCGGGUGCUGGACGCCCUGGUCUUCCACUUCUUGGGAUUCCGGAUAGAGAAGCGGGAGCUGCCUGUGCUCUGGCACCAGUGCCUCCUGACUUUGGUUCAGCGCUACAAGGCAGACUUGGCCACAGAUCAGAAAGAGGCACUCUUGGAACUGCUUCGGCUGCAGCCACAUCCACAACUGUCCCCCGAAAUCAGGCGUGAGCUUCAGAGCGCAGUCCCCCGAGAUGUGGAAGAUGUUCCAAUCACCAUGGAGUGAGGAAAGCUUACCUGUCCUGGUCUGAGGGGUAUGAGGGGAAACCAGGACCCUACUGGUGACUAAAGAUGACACUGAGCCUUUAUGGCUCAAGACCCAGAUCAGGGCAGUGACAGGUCACAGGGUCAUCUGUGGCUCCCAGUCCUGGGACCUGACUUGAGAUUCCAUGUGCCGGCACUCCAACUCCCCAGCCAGGUUUGAUAUAAGUACUUUCUCUCCGGCUAUUGUGUCAAUUCACUGGGAUGUGGAUAAAAACAAAAAGGUAUUUAUUGAACCUCUGUGGUUUGGUGUAUCAAUGGAGGUCUUUCUACUUUCCCUCUUUAGCUGCAAGUCCCUGUGUUGUCUCAGGAGUGAAUUCUUACCCAGUUUACACAGGACCCCCAUGUAAUCUACAAGUUUUUCUCCAGGCUGCACUUGCUUUAUUAGCCCCCAGGGGCACAUUCUCUGCCUUCUCCUGACAUGAUACAGGCUACUUUAGUAAAGUGCCAGCAACCAGGAGCAGGUUGUUCAAAAGAUGGUUGUGUCUCAGGUGUGGGUGAAAGGGCUUCAGCAGAAAACUCCUUUUCAAGGACAGCAGAGAGACAAGUAAGGUCAGAGGAUAAGGUUGGGCCCAGGAAAUGAUUAGAUUGGGAUCAGCACCAAACAGGUUCGUUCCCUUUCUAGCUUUUUGGCCAUUGAAAUCCAGUGGUUGGCAAACUAGGGCCAAAUGCCUGUUUUUGUGUGGCCUGUGAGCUAAGAAUAAAUUUUAUAUUUUCAAAUAGUUGGGGGAAAAAAUUAAAAGAACAGUAUUUGUGACAAGUGAGAAUUAUGUGAACAUAUUUCAGUGUCCACAAAUAAUGCUUUAUUGGAACACAGCCAUGCCCACCAUUUACAUGUUUUCUGUGACUGCUUUUGUGCUACAACAGCAGAGUUGAGUAUAAUCCUGCUAUAAAUCCUUGUUAUCUUUGAAAAUGCACAUUUGUUCCAACCCAGUUAAUAUUUGGGAACAGUUUGAUCAUAGCGCAAAUUUCACAUUUGCCUAUGCACGAUUUUAUCCUUUAGGAACACUAGGUGAAUGCAGAAAACUGUACCCAGUUAAACUACACCAAAUUAAUAAACAAAACCUACGUACCCAAAACCUUAUGAGCUACCCCAGCUCACCCCCGGUGUUGUGAGAGGCACACGCCCCAUGGCUGGUGUUAGCGCUGUCCUUGCCACUUCAAUAACACGCUGCAGCCCUGCCCACGUCCGCUUCCACAAGCAUGCUUCUUGUCUCUUUUGAGAUAAAGGGUCAUAUUUAUUGUAGUGUUUCCUAUCCAUUUAAUGUGUAAAAACUAUGCUAUCCUCUUUAUUUCCUUUUUUUAAAAAAAUGUGUCAUCAA